Myzus persicae (green peach aphid) is the source of this 534-nucleotide messenger RNA. RefSeq lists its product as uncharacterized. NCBI's taxonomy places the organism in Eukaryota, Metazoa, Arthropoda, Insecta, Hemiptera, Aphididae. The record is from RefSeq and is a predicted model, not a curated record. The coding region runs from base 91 to 534 and encodes 147 amino acids. The transcript has 2 exons.
UUAGUGGUUACUGGCUAUUAUAUUUUGUAGACAUAUCAUCAGACUUAAGUGACUGUCGUAACGUUGGUUUGUGGAUCAUCUGAUUUUAAAAUGCCUCGUCAAUGUUCGGUGAUUUCGUGUUUGAGUAUUAAAAGCAAACAAGCUGUUCAGUUGUUUAAAGUUCGAGACUCAGAUUUUUAUGCUUGGAACGAAAUUAUUCGAAAAGUAAAUGGUAAUUUGAAUCGUAAAGUGGUUUAUGUCUGCGCUGAGCACUUUUCUAAUGAUGAUUUGAUAACUCAUUAUAAUGGACCUAAUGAUUUGGAAAAAGUUAAAAGACAUUUGGUUGGGUUAAGGAAGGGAGCUAUUCCAUCAAUAUUUGAUACAUCAAUUGAUAACACUGAAAACCAUAAUACUGUAACUCUUGAUUUACCAGACCGUCCAGACCCAUCCGGAAAAAGUACAUUAACUACUGAACCAUUUAGAAAACAGUUGUUUAUUGAACCUAUUGCUAAACGAAUAUGUCUUAAUUCACAGAUCCUAAUACAAGUUUGUUAA